This is a messenger RNA of Penicillium arizonense, 2376 nucleotides long. RefSeq names its product aromatic acid exporter family protein. The record is from RefSeq and is a predicted model, not a curated record. The coding region runs from base 1 to 2376 and encodes 791 amino acids. NCBI's taxonomy places the organism in Eukaryota, Fungi, Ascomycota, Eurotiomycetes, Eurotiales, Aspergillaceae. The transcript is spliced from 3 exons.
AUGCUAAUGGCUCGAGAGCUCCACGGGUUCAAGGCCGCUUUGGAAGCGCAGAGUCAAUAUAUGGCGUCACUUCCCAGGCGUGAUUGGUACGCUACUGCGUAUGCUCCGAACGAUCAUGAUAGCGGAAUAGACGGCUACUACAAUUCUCUCGCGGGAACCAGCCCUUGGCCUGAGGCCGAUGUUUUGAAGAAGCUCCUAACCACUAUUACCACACUCCAAGCAAAGUCACAAUCGGAACUUCGCUACGCAAAGGUUGAGGCGACAUGGGGCAGGUUAGACGCAAAGGAUUUGGAGACCAUAAGCCACCUGGAAAGGAAAAUUUUGUUCCCCCUUUUAGGCAUGGAGUGCCUCAGUCAUGCCACGCAUCGUAUCGAGAAAGGUGGUGGUUGGGAGGCUGUGAGCGGCUUAAAGGCUGGUCAUUCUCUGACUGAUACUGAAUAUGCCCAUCUCCAGGACAGAGAAAGACAGCAGUGGUAUUGGAUAUGUGGGCAGCUGUGCGUUCGUGCCCAACAGCUUCAGAAAGGAAUGAUGAUAGGCCUUGACGAGUCAUUGUAUGCUCUGCAACUCGGGAAAAGGCCCGCAUCUUCUGUCAGAACUGACCUCGAAGCGAAUGGCCACAAUUGUUUACCUGAGAAUAGGGACUGGGUCGCGCACUGUGAGGGCAUGAUACAGCAAUUUCUUAAAGAGAGACAAGGCCCCCUAGAAGACUGGUGUGCUUCUAAGGGUAUGGACGAUUCUUUCCAACAGAACAACGCGACGCAACAGGACUAUCCUUUACAUCAACGGCAUUUGUCUCAGCUGUACCUGGUACUCGAUCUAGAAUAUUUCUGCAUCAUGACUGCGCAAGCGAUUUUAGAUCUGGCUAAGUAUGCUGAAUCCAAAGUGGAUGAUGGAACGAUGGCGAGGAGCAGGCUUAUCUUCCCAACUUGGAAACAACUUAAGAAGUGGGCCAGAGACACAGUAUCUCGAGAGGACAGCAAUUUGGAUUACCAGGAAUAUAGCACCCGAUCUGGUACUGUCAUAGUCCGCCUUAGCGACAUUGAGCAGUCCGAAAAGGAUCCUGAACACCUUCCCCCGGUGUCCGCCUGGGAAAAAAUAUCGGAUAAAUUCCGCAUCAUUUCUCACAUCUUCGGCUCUCCAGAGUCAGCAUUUGGCUUCCGAGUGGCAACAGCCACCAUGGUGAUUUCAAUCGUUUGUUUCUUGAGGAAUUCUCAGCAGUUCUUCAUUGAACAGCGCUUGAUCUGGGGUUCGAUCAUGGUCGCCAUCAGCAUGACGAGAACCGCGGGGUCGGGUAUUUAUGGGCAAUUCUUACGAUUUGGUGGAACAGUACUUGCAAUGAUUGCAUCGUACAUUAUUUGGUAUAUUGUCGAUCAGCAAACCGCGGGCAUUAUCGUAUUUCUCGGCAUCACAAUGUUCUUUUACCAUUACCCGUUGAUCAAGCACCCUGACACCCUCGUCGUUCCAAUGAUAGGAAUGGUCACGGUUAUCUUGAUAGUGGGAUAUGAACUCCAAGUUAAGAAAAUCGGUAUUCCCAUCUCGAUUUCUAAUGGCCAGGUCUACCAUCCCCUGUACGAGCUUGCUCCGUACAGGUUAGCUACAGUCAUUGGUGGCCUGGCUGUUGCAUUCAUCUUUACGCACUUUCCGUCAGUUACUACAGUUCGGCGACAGCUCCGAGAGGACCUAGGAGCUUCACUUUAUCUGCUGGGCAACUACUAUUGCUCUGUGCAUCAAACAGUAUCACUCAAGAUAAGAGAAGCAGAAGGAGAUCCGGGGGACGAGAGAAGCCCGGGAAGGAGGCUCCAGAAAGCUCGAAGUCGACUCUUCGCUAAAGAGAUUAUUCUUCUCGAAGGCAUGAAGAAGCACAAGAAGUUCGCGACAUGGGAACUCGGGUUGGGUGGGAAGUUCCCAGAAGCAUCCUACGACAGGCUCAUUAAUCAUACCCAGCAUAUCGUUCAUUUCACAACCAUGAUAUCUCACGUCGCCGAGUCGUUCCAAAAUUUCCCAACUUCCACUGGAGAUCAAAAAACCUCAGAUUCGUGGUUAAAAGACUUCAAGAAUCUUGUGAUCUCCCUAGAGCUAAGUUCUCGAGAAGUUUCUGCCACUCUCUCUUUGAUCGCUACUGCCAUAUCAACGGGCCGGCCGUUACCCUCGUUCCUUACAGCUCCAGAGCCAGUCAGCCUGGAUCAGCUGCUCAAGAAGACUGACCGUGACAUCCUCAGUGCGGCGCACGUGUGUGAGCCGGGCUACGCCGCCUUCGCCGUCAUAGAAGUAGCGACUGCAUUAUUGGCAGAUGAUCUAAAAGGUUUGUUGCGUGAAACAAAGAAAUUGGUUGGAGAGGAGAACUUCGGCAUUGAUGUUUUCUCUCUGCAUGAUUAG